AUGAUGGCUAGUCACAGUUUGUGCGGAGAUUGUCAUCAGAGGAUACAAAACGCUGUCGUUUCCUUAGAUGUUGAAAGUGAAAGUGAAAUUGUUGAAAUUGAAGCCGUUGAAGAGCGUCAAGCUGCCAAGUCUAGGUUUUUAACAAGUAGGAACAGGUCUAGUACUCCGCAAAAGAGGUUCACUGAUUUGGAAUCUCCAAAGGCGUCGAUUUGGAAGAUUAUUACCAUGAUCACUAUGGAAGCAAGUAUGGUGAUCUUAGCCAUGGGUUUGAUAGCUUGUGUUCUAAGCAUCUCAAGUCUAGGGAGCAAGACACUAUGGAGGAUCCCAAUUCUGGAAUGGGCAGUGAGUUUACUCGUCACACGUCACAACAGCCUCUCGAUACACCAACUUUGUCCUAGUGACAAUCCUAUGAUUUGUCAUUAG
Microthlaspi erraticum is the source of this 423-nucleotide messenger RNA. NCBI's taxonomy places the organism in Eukaryota, Viridiplantae, Streptophyta, Magnoliopsida, Brassicales, Brassicaceae. The record is from the annotation of a GenBank genome assembly.